CAUCAGCGGGCGCGCAUGCGCGGAUCUAGUUUAAAGUUAAUAAAUAAAAUUGAAUAAUACAAAAAUAAAAUAAAAAUAAUAAUACAAUAAAAACCAAACAUUUUAAGGAGUAUCUCCCAAGUGAUUACGAGCAGAAAUUUUUAUUCAGAGCAUUUCACUAACUGAGCAAAAUGAGACUCCUUGGAGUGCUGGCUCUCUGCCUGAGCUUCCUGCAGUUCACCCGCUCCCAAUUGCUAGUGGACUUGGCCCGUGAUUUUGAGACCUCUCUGCUGAAGACUCGCAUUCCGGACACCACUCGCUUCUUGCCCGAGUACGACUUCAUCAUAGUGGGCGCCGGCAGUGGUGGCUGUGUGCUGGCCAAUCGUCUGAGCGAGAUUACCUCGGCCAGUGUCCUGCUCCUGGAGGCUGGCGAUCAGGAGACCUUCAUCAGCGAUGUGCCACUGACAGCCGCCCUCACCCAGAUGACCCGCUACAACUGGGGCUACAAGGCGGAACCCACACCGAACGCCUGUCAGGGACUGAAGGAAGGCAGGUGUAAUUGGCCCAAAGGGCGUGGAGUUGGUGGCACUAGUCUCAUCAACUUUAUGCUAUACACCCGAGGACAUCGCAGGGACUAUGAUGAAUGGGCGGCGGCCAAUAAUUCGGGUUGGUCCUAUGACGAGGUGCUGCCUUACUUCAGGAAAUCCGAGAGGAUUGGUAUCCCUGAGCUAUACAAGUCGCCGUAUCAUGGUCGCAAUGGUCCCCUUGAUGUCCAGUACACGGAUUACAGGUCGCAGCUGCUGAAGGCCUUCUUGAAAUCGGGCAGGGAUAUGGGUUACGAUAUUACUGAUCCCAAUGGCGAGCAUCUGAUGGGUUUCGCCAGAUCCCAAGCCACCAUAAGGAAUGGCAGGCGCUGCAGCACCAGCAAGGCCUUCAUCCAGCCGGUGGCGCAUAGGAAAAAUCUGCACGUCUCCAUGAAGAGCUGGGUCACCAAGCUGAUCAUUGAUCCUCGCACCAAAACCGCCACCGGAGUGGAGUUCACAAAGCAGCGCCAGCGUUUCGUGGUGCGGGCCAGAAAGGAGGUGAUUCUGUCCGCUGGAACCAUUGCCAGUCCGCAGUUGCUGAUGCUGUCUGGUGUGGGUCCAGCGGAUCAUCUAAGGGAGCAUAAUAUCUCUGUGGUGCAGGAUCUGCCGGUGGGCCACAACCUACAGGAUCACAUAACCCUCAAUGGACUGGUCUUUGUUGUGAACGACUCAACGGUGAAUGAUGCUAGGCUGCUAAAUCCCUCGGACAUCUUUCGGUACAUCUUCGCUGGCCAAGGACCCUACACUAUUCCAGGAGGAGCCGAGGCCUUUGCCUUUGUUCGGACUCCUAGCUCGAGCUUUGCCAAGGACUAUCCGGAUAUGGAGCUGGUUUUGGGCGCUGGAUCCCUGAGCGGUGAUCGCUUUGGCACCAUGCGUAAUCUGCUGGGCAUAACGGAUGAGUUCUACGACACCAUGUUUGGGGAUUUGCAGAACAAAGAGACCUUUGGCCUGGUGCCAGUGCUCCUGCGACCCAAGAGUCGUGGUCGCAUUUCCCUACGCAGUCGAAAUCCCUUCCACUGGCCCAAAAUGGAGCCCAAUUUCAUGCAGCAUCCGGAUGAUGUUAGGGCCAUGAUUGAGGGCAUUGAAAUGAUUCUUCAGUUGGCCCGAUCCAAGCCAAUGGUCAAGAUGGGCACUCGCUUCCAUGCUCGUCCCUUUCCCGGCUGCGAGCACUUGAAAUUCGCCAGCGAGGGGUACUGGCGUUGCUGCCUUCGCAGAUAUGGAUCGAGUUUGCAGCAUCAGUCAGGCACCUGCAAGAUGGGACCCUCCGAGGACCCUACCUCGGUGGUGGACUCCCAGCUAAGGGUUCAUGGUAUCCGGGGUCUUCGCGUUGUGGACGCCUCUGUGAUGCCUAAUGUUCCCGCUGGCCACACCAAUGCCAUUGUGAUAAUGAUUGCCGAAAAGGCAUCGGAUAUGAUCAAGGAUGCGUGGCGCAUGAGGACGACUCCUCUGACACCCUAAAUCUAUCAUUAAGCUUAUUAUUUAUUGUAUAGCUGUCGCCCCAAGUCAUUAGGCUAAGUCUGCAUGUGAUAAAGUUAAGCUAGUUAUAGUUUGUUCUACGGCUUGAAAGUUGGGUUACUUUUUCAACGAUUUUUCUACUUGUGAUUGGUGACAGAAAUGAAUUUGUGUUCAAUGUACUGAAGU
Messenger RNA from Drosophila kikkawai, 2204 nucleotides. Its product is annotated as glucose dehydrogenase [FAD, quinone]. The record is from RefSeq and is a predicted model, not a curated record. NCBI's taxonomy places the organism in Eukaryota, Metazoa, Arthropoda, Insecta, Diptera, Drosophilidae. Gene Ontology annotation, molecular function: oxidoreductase activity, acting on CH-OH group of donors; flavin adenine dinucleotide binding.